AUGGCUAAAGAUUCCCGUGGAAAAAUAACAACCGAGAAUGUGCAAAAUUCAAGUCGACUUCUUUGUGAAACAGCAAUUUCAAUGCGCAUUCGUUGGGAACUUCUGGUCCUCAGUCGACUGAAAUGGGACGUUUCCACCGUGACGCCACUCGAUUUCCUGGAACUGCUGAUCUGCCGGCUACCGAUCGAGAACAAAAAGUGUCACGACAUCAGCAUAGAGAAAGUGAGAAAACACUCGCAGGCCUUCAUCUCGUUAGCAGCUAGAGAGCACUACUUUUCCAAUUACUCGGCCAGCACGGUGGCAGCAUCCAGUAUUGCGGCAUCGCUCAGUGGACUCAAGUGGGACCUGCGCAGCGGCAAAUCAAUUCGGUACCUGGUGGACAGGUUUACCGACCUCACCGGGGUUGAACAGGAGUACAUCUGUGAGUGCAUGGACAAGAUGGAAUCCCUGUUCCAGGAGCAGCGCCGCCGGUUGCCCCAACCGAUGCACAUCGCGUCGGCAACGGCAACUAUCGUUGCCCAACAGCAGCAGCAUCUGCAGCCGCCCUGCGUAAGUCACAAAAACAGCUCCACUACUCCAACGGAUGUGCAGGAUAUCGAUUUCUAGGAGGGCGGCGACAGGAGACAAAAAAAAACACAAAAGGGCGCCAUGAUCGUGGCCGGUAAUAAACGAUCCCCAGCUUUACUAUUACUACUCAGAUUUAUUAUACACAUACACAUACACACAGGGCGGCAGAGUUAGCCACCCUAUCUCUCUCCCCCCUUCCCACGGUUCUAAGAAGAUUUCAGUAUGCGAUUAACAGAAGCCGCGCAGCAGCAGUAGCAGAAGACGCGAAAGAGGAAGAAUUGAUGCUAAAACAAUUUUGGUGCUAUAUUUUUUACAUUAAAUUUAAGGUAAACUCAAGAACUCAAGACCUGUUGGAGGGAGAGGGGGAGCAGUUUGGUGUGACAGGUCAUGCAUGUGCAAGCGAAGGAUUUCAUCGCGGCUCUGUUGCUUCGAGAAUCGGAGGAAGCCGCGACGACGGGACGAGAGGGGGGGGGGGAUAAUAGUGUGCGCAUACUCUGCAACUUCAACUCUGUAAAAAGUAGCUUGUAGUUUUGGUUCCUGAAAGGCAAGGAAGCAGCAAUUUUUUAUUAACAAAAAAAAAAAAGAAAUGAGAAAAUGCAAUAAUUUCAGAGAGAAGAGUAUAUAUUUUUACAAAGGAAAACUAUACAAAACCUUAAAACGAAGAUACGUGAAUUUAUAUCUAAACUCUUAAACUGAUAGAGCAAAGCUUGAGGUUUAAUGUGAAAACCACACAAAAAACACUAGAAAACGAAUAAGAAAAAAAAAACAAAAGGAAACGUAAGAUUUCGAGUGCUUCCAGUAGAGGGCGAUAUUGAAUGCGAGUGUGCUAAACAAACAAACAAACAAACAAAAAUAGUAUGUUAUUGAAUGAUCUAGAUCGUCGUUAGGCGAGUAAGUGAACUAUGUUAUUUUUUGCUCUUUAUAUUUUGUACAUAUAGCAGUUAAACAAUUCAGUGCUUAUUAGAUCCUAAUGUAAGCCCAAGAAAAAAAAAUCAAAGAAGUCAAAGGUAGCCGCGGAAAAAUAACACACAGAGAGAGGAGAGAGAGAGAAACCAGAUUCAAGAUGAAACAACAAUAUGCAACGAGAAAAUAUAAAAAAAAAGAAAUCUAAGAAGUAGCAAACAAUUAGUAGCACUAAAAUAACUAUAUAUGGUUAGCUAUAACGAACUGAAAACGUUUGCUGGUGAGAAGAACAGUUUUAUCGGAAGGCAAAAACAAAGUGAUAGGAAAAUUGAAUUCGCAGGAGUGGGAAGAAGUGAUACUGAAGGAGGAAGGGUAGCUGCAGAAUAAUUUAUACUGGGAAACCCCUUUUUUUCUGUAUACUACUACACGGUAAUGCUCGUGUAAAUAAUAUAUUUUAUAAUUCUUUAUUGUAUUAACCCCAGAAAAACACGAUUGUUUCGAAAACACUA
Molecule: messenger RNA, 1979 nt
Organism: Toxorhynchites rutilus septentrionalis
Lineage: Eukaryota; Metazoa; Arthropoda; Insecta; Diptera; Culicidae
Product: G1/S-specific cyclin-D2
Exons: 4
Coding region: 1-606 (201 amino acids)
Source: RefSeq, a predicted model, not a curated record